AUGAUCUCGGCUAAGAUGGCCACUGCCACGCGCGCGGCUGCAGCUCGGUCCCAUGCCCCGGCUCGAGUCGCAUCCCAGGGAUCGCGGGCCAUUUCAUAUUCCACAUUGCCGGCUUCCAGUCUCAGAGUCACUGCGCAAGUUCAACGAAGCGUCUUCCAAGCUGGUCAUCUCCCCGUUUCUCAGCUUGUGUCACCUUUCGCCCUUCCUUUGACUAGAUCAUUCCACAGUGCCAACACCCUCUUCCAGCAACAACAGGAGCAAAAGAAGAGCGGAGAGGCCAAAUCCGAGUCACAAGAAGAUGGCAAAAAAGAAGAAGAACAGGAAGGUGAGAAGCAAAAGAAGGAUGACGCUCCUCCACCCCCUCCUCACGGAGACAAGUCCCCAUGGCAGGUGUUCCGUGACACUCUUCAGUCUGAAUUCAAGGCAUCAAAGGAGUGGAACGAAUCUACCAAGGCUCUCGCCUCUUCCGCUCACCAAUUCACCGAAAACGAGAAUAUUAAACGAGCUCGCGCUGCCUACGAAGCCGCCUCCAGCGCCACCACUUCCCGCACCGGCGCUGCCCUCAAGUCGACAGGUCAAGUCAUUGGAAAGAGUGCGGCUUGGACCUGGAACACCCCUGUUAUGAAGGGUGUUCGCAAAGGUGUCUCUGCGACUUCCUCCGGGCUUGAAAGGGCCACGCGACCAGUCCGUGAGACCGAGGCUUACAAGAGUGUGAAGGAAGCUAUUGAUGAUGGUAGUAGCUCCCGCUACGGUGGCUGGAUGGAUAAGGAAGAGCGUCGCAGACAGCGACAGCUUCGUGAGCAACAGGAAGCUAAGUCUGGGAAGGGCAAGGCCGAAAGGCUUGUUGAGGAUCCCGAGGCCGGAACCAACAUUACUCUCCACAAAGACUCUGCUUGGAAGGAGUCGUGGCGCGCCUUCAAGGACUCAAACCCAAUGAUGCAGAAGCUCUUCUCUGCACGGGAGGCUUAUGAAGAGUCCGAGAAUCCUCUGGUCAGCACUGCUCGUAGCAUCACUGACCGUAUUACCGGAUUCUUUGCCGAGAACGAGACAGCGCAAGUUAUCAAGAAGUUCCGUGAGAUUGAUCCCAAUUUCCAGAUGGAAGGGUUCCUGCGUGAGCUCCGUGAGUAUAUGCUUCCAGAGGUGCUUGACGCCUACGUUAAGGGUGAUAUCGAAACCCUGAAGCUGUGGCUUUCUGAUGCCCAAUUCUCGGUUUAUGCUGCUCUUGCCAAGCAGUACACUACCGCUGGUCUCAAAUCAGAUGGCCGAAUCUUGGAUGUUCGAGGUGUCGAUGUCUCUAGUGCUCGUCUGUUGGAGCCUGGUGAAAUCCCUGUCUUCGUCGUUACUUGCCGUGCUCAGGAAGUGCACGUUUAUAAGAAUGUGAAGACCGGUGAACUUGCUGCCGGCAUGGAGGACAAGGUCCAGCUCGUGACCUACGCUAUCGGCAUGACACGCAUCCCCGACGAAGUCAACAACCCCGAGACCCGUGGUUGGAGACUGAUUGAAUUGCAGAAGGCUGCUCGUGACUACAUCUAA
This is a messenger RNA of Penicillium chermesinum, 1533 nucleotides long. RefSeq names its product protein translocase subunit TIM44 (gene tim44). Gene Ontology annotation, biological process: protein import into mitochondrial matrix. The record is from RefSeq and is a predicted model, not a curated record. Gene Ontology annotation, molecular function: protein-folding chaperone binding. Lineage: Eukaryota; Fungi; Ascomycota; Eurotiomycetes; Eurotiales; Aspergillaceae. The transcript is spliced from 2 exons. Gene Ontology annotation, cellular component: mitochondrial inner membrane. Bases 1 to 1533 code for a protein of 510 amino acids.